Ipomoea nil (Japanese morning glory) is the source of this 2215-nucleotide messenger RNA. Its product is annotated as proline-rich receptor-like protein kinase PERK15. Bases 302 to 2011 code for a protein of 569 amino acids. The record is from RefSeq and is a predicted model, not a curated record. The transcript is spliced from 8 exons. Gene Ontology annotation, biological process: protein phosphorylation. Lineage: Eukaryota; Viridiplantae; Streptophyta; Magnoliopsida; Solanales; Convolvulaceae. Gene Ontology annotation, molecular function: protein kinase activity; ATP binding.
UUUGUCCGUGGCACUACGGCCGAGAGAACGGUGUCGUUUUGCGUACGGUCAUUUUCCAUAUCAAUAUAUCAUCGUCUUCGCUGCUACUGUUCACGUUGCUCGCCAUGUGUUGAAAAGCUGCGUUCUGCGUUCGAAAUUCUUUUUUUCGUCACUUUCUAUACAGUCCAGCCAACCCCAACAAAGUGUAAUUGAAGUACGGAGAAAUAUAAAGGAAAUACAGAAAACGGAAAGGUAAAACCGAUUGCAUUUCAGAAUCUCCGCCGCUUCUCUCGCCGGAAAUCUAUACAGCUAAGUUUUUCCGAUGUCUUCGGAUGAUCCGGCGGGCGUGCUGGCUCCGCCUCCAAUGCUGCUGCCGGAUAACCCAACUAGUCCGGGGAACGCCACCGCCGCUCCGCCGCUUACUGACAGCCCGCCUGCUCCAGGAACUCUGCUGUCUCCGCCGCCUGGGGCAAACGGGAGCUUCAAGGCCGUUCCUCCCCCAUCGAUAUCGAGUAACAACCAGGUAAGGGUGGCGCUCCUAAUCGGAAUAGGCAUAGGUGGACUUAUUAUGCUUGUGUGCGUGGGCAUUUUCGUGUUCUGGUACAAGAGGAGAAAGAGGGCUCAUGGUUUAUAUGGUUUUGCUAAUGCUUCUGAGCAAGGCCCCAAAGAUUACCCUUUUGGAAGCCAGUCACAUAAUUGGCCAUCAAAUGUACCUCCAUCAUCGAACAACACAGUUGGAAUGCCACAAAAGCUUUCUACUGAACCUGGCAUUGUAUCAACUUUCCAAUCUCAAUUCUCUCCAAUUGAUCUUCCGUCUUCAAAACAAACCCCUAAUGUGGGCGCUAGUUGCUCAAAAUCUACUUUCACCUAUGAGGAAUUAGCAAUUGCAACAGAUAACUUCUCCAAUACCAACCUUCUUGGUCAGGGUGGUUUUGGAUAUGUUCACAAAGGAGUGCUUGGUGAUGGAAGAGAGGUUGCAAUUAAGAAACUAAAAGUUGGUAGUGGACAAGGGGAGCGCGAAUUUCAAGCAGAGGUGGAAAUUAUUAGCAAUGUUCAUCAUUUUCACCUUGUUUCACUUGUGGGCCAUUGCAUUUCUGGGGCUCAGAGGUUGCUAGUAUAUGAGUUUGUUCCAAACAAUACUUUGGAGUUCCACUUACAUGGGAAGGGGCUGCCUCCAAUGAGUUGGGAAAUAAGGAUGAGAAUUGCUUUGGGUUCUGCCAAAGGAUUGGCUUAUUUGCAUGAAGACUGCCGUCCCAAGAUCAUACAUAGAGACAUCAAGGCUGCUAAUAUUCUUCUAGACAACAAUUUUGAGCCUAAGGUGGCAGAUUUUGGUCUUGCUAGAUUGAAUCCUGAUGCUGAUACUCAUGUCUCUACACGAGUAAUGGGGACUUUUGGAUAUUUAGCUCCUGAGUAUGCUCUUACAGGGAAACUGACUGAAAAGUCAGAUGUAUUCUCCUUUGGAGUCAUGCUUUUGGAGCUGAUUACUGGGCGGCGACCGAUUGAUAAAGCUCAAUACUACCUUGAUGAUAACAUUGUCGAUUGGGCAAGACCUUUACUGUCACAAGCAAUGGAUGAUGGCAACUUCGAGGCUCUUGCUGAUCCAAAGUUAAUGAAAAAUUAUGAUUCCACGGAGAUGACCCGAAUGGUUACUUGUGCUGCUGUCUGCGUGCGCCAUUUGUCACGGCGCCGGCCUCGGAUGAGUCAGAUAGUUCGAGCUUUAGAAGGAAACUUACCGGUGGGUGAUUUAAUCGGGGGAGUUAGACCUGGACACAGUGGGAUUCAAGAACCCUUCGGAAGCUCAGAUUAUGACUCGGCACAGUACAAAGAGGACUUGUUGAAGUUCAGGAAGAUGGCAUUAGAAACCCAGACGCAAAAUUCCAGCGAAUGCAGCGGCCCAACCAGCGAGUUUGGUCCUCAUCCUUCUGGCUCGAGUAGCGAAGGCUUAAGAACAACCCAAGACACGCAAUCCGGUACUGAAAUCCAACGAGGAACCACUCCAGAAGUGAGAGAAAUAGAAAUCCAAGGAAGUUGAGAUUUGGAACUAUGAAUGAAACAUGAGAAACUGACUAACCUUACAUAGGAUUUCUUGAUGUUUGGCAUUGCAAUGCCAUUCUGUUCAUAGUUGUUCUUGUUUGUUGUUCAAUGAUUAUUUGAACCUUAAAAUUGGAUCCAGUGUAAGUGUAACAAAUAUGUCUGACAGUCUGACAUCAAGAAAUUUUCACUCCUGCUCUCUACA